AUGCAGCACCGCAGCCUGCACGCGGCGACUGUCCUGCUGCUUGUGAUCUUAAAGGAACAGCCUUGUAGCCCAGCCCCACUGAACGGAUCCAAGUGGACCUAUGUUGGUCCCGAUGGAGAGGAGAGCUGGUCCAAGAAAUAUCCAUCCUGUGGGGGCCUGCUACAGUCCCCCAUUGACCUGCACAGUGACAUCCUCCAGUACGAUGCCAGACUCACACCUCUCGAGUUCCAAGGCUACAAUGUGUCUGCUGAUGAGCGGUUUACCCUGACCAAUAAUGGACAUUCAGUGAAGCUGAACCUGAUCCCAGACAUGUACAUCCAGGGCCUGCAGUCCCGCUACAGGGCCACACAGCUGCACCUGCACUGGGGGAACCAGAACAACCCCCACGGCUCUGAGCACACAAUCGGAGGGAGGCACUUUGCUGCUGAGCUCCAUAUCGUCCAUUAUAACUCAGACUUGUACCCUGAUGCCAGCACCGCCAGUAACAAAUCAGAAGGCCUCGCCGUCCUAGCUGUUCUCAUUGAGAUGGGCUCCUUCAAUCCAUCAUAUGACAAGAUCUUCAGUCACCUUCAAGAUGUAAAGUACAAAGGCCAAGAAGUGCUCAUUCCAGGUUUCAACAUUGAAGAACUGAUUCCUGAGAGACCUGAAGAGUACUACCGCUACAGAGGAUCUCUGACCACACCUCCUUGUCACCCCACUGUGCUCUGGACUGUUUUUCGAAACCCUGUACAUAUUUCCCAGGAACAGCUGCUGGCUUUGGAGACAGCUCUGUACUGCACACAUGUGAGUGAUCCUUCCCCCAGAGAGAUGGUCAACAACUUCCGGCAAGUCCAGAAGUUUGACGAGAGACUGGUGUAUGUCUCCUUCCGACAAGUGCAAGACCUUACCUACGCAGGACUGAGUAUGGGCGUCAUCCUUUCUGUAGCCCUGGCUGGCAUUGUUGGCAUCUGUGUUGUCCUAGGAGUAUCCAUUUGGCUUUUCCGAAGGAAGAAGAGCAAAAAAGGGGACAGCAACAAAGGAGUCAUUUACAAACCAGCCAUCAAGACGGAGACUGAGGCCCAUGCCUGA
This is a messenger RNA of Orycteropus afer afer, 1068 nucleotides long. It is a transcript of the gene CA12, whose product is annotated as carbonic anhydrase 12. The record is from RefSeq and is a predicted model, not a curated record. Gene Ontology annotation, molecular function: zinc ion binding; carbonate dehydratase activity. NCBI's taxonomy places the organism in Eukaryota, Metazoa, Chordata, Mammalia, Tubulidentata, Orycteropodidae. The transcript is spliced from 11 exons. Gene Ontology annotation, cellular component: plasma membrane. Bases 1 to 1068 code for a protein of 355 amino acids.